AUGCCAACUUUAAGAUUAGGUUCCACUGCUCCAGAUUUCCAAGCUCAAACUACUAAUGGUCCUAUUAGUUUCCAUGAAUACAUUGGUGAUAACUGGGCAAUCUUGUUUUCUCAUCCAAGUGCAGAGACACCUAUUUGUCUGACUGAAUUACCUGCUUUUGCCAAGUUGGAACCAGAAUUCACCAAGAGAGGUGUGACCUUAGUUGGUUUAUCUGUUGAUCCAGUCGAAGCCAAUUCCAAAUGGAUUGAUGAUAUGGAAGAUAUUAGUGGUACCAGAGUUAAAUUCCCAAUCAUUUCUGAUUUUGACAGAAAAGUUUCCGUUUUGUAUGACAUGCUUGACCAUCAAGAUGUUACUAAUGUUGACAACAAAGGUUUACCAUUGACUGUUAGAUCAGUUUUUAUUAUUGACCCAAAGAAAACUAUUAGAUUAAUUUUAACUUACCCAGCUUCUACCGGUAGAAACACUGCUGAAGUUUUGAGAGUUGUUGAUUCUUUACAAACUGGUGAUAAACACAGAAUUGCUACUCCAAUCAAUUGGGUUCCAGGUGAUGAUGUUGUUGUUCCAGUAUCUAUUCCAGAUGAUGAAGCUAAAACUUUAUUCCCAAAGUUCAGAGCUAUCAAACCAUACUUGAGAUUAACUCCAUUGGAUGUCAAGGAUGAAUCCAAAUAA
Candida tropicalis MYA-3404 is the source of this 669-nucleotide messenger RNA. It is a transcript of the gene PRX1, whose product is annotated as thioredoxin peroxidase. Gene Ontology annotation, biological process: cellular oxidant detoxification; cell redox homeostasis; cellular response to oxidative stress. The coding region runs from base 1 to 669 and encodes 222 amino acids. Gene Ontology annotation, cellular component: mitochondrion; cytosol. Gene Ontology annotation, molecular function: peroxiredoxin activity. NCBI's taxonomy places the organism in Eukaryota, Fungi, Ascomycota, Pichiomycetes, Serinales, Debaryomycetaceae. The transcript has a single exon. The record is from RefSeq and is a predicted model, not a curated record.